Messenger RNA from Nicotiana attenuata, 2873 nucleotides. RefSeq lists its product as uncharacterized. Gene Ontology annotation, cellular component: ribonuclease MRP complex; nucleolar ribonuclease P complex. Gene Ontology annotation, biological process: tRNA 5'-leader removal. NCBI's taxonomy places the organism in Eukaryota, Viridiplantae, Streptophyta, Magnoliopsida, Solanales, Solanaceae. The coding region runs from base 57 to 2576 and encodes 839 amino acids. The record is from RefSeq and is a predicted model, not a curated record. The transcript has 11 exons.
GCCAGCUGAGAUAAAUCAAGAGGGCAGCUGAAAACUGAGGCUCAAUUUGGGGCGGAAUGAAUAAAGAUUUCAACCACGAUAGAGGAAAACCUAGAACUGCAGCAGGUCCGCUUCGCACCAUUAAUGUGCACAAAUUUGCUGAGUCUCGAGCUUCUGAGCUUGAGUCUCUUCACCCAAUUGUAAAAGAACGAUUAAGUAAUGAUUUUAAAUCUCAAAGAAGCAAGAGAAGACGAACAACUGAACAUGACAAUAGACUGGCAAAGAGUAGAGCUAGAAAGAAGCAGAAAGCAGGGGAGGAUAAUGUUAUUAACCUGGACCAUUUGGAGAAAGAUAAAAAGAAACUUCCACGCCAUGUUCGUAGGAAAUUUGAACUUACAAAGAAUUCUCAAAAUGGUUUCUCAACUUCAGGAGAUAGGGCUAAGAGACUCAGAACUCACUUAUGGCAUGCUAAGCGCUUCACAAUGACAAAACUUUGGGGAUUCUAUCUGCCCCUUGGUGUGCACGGCUGGGGGAGGGGCUCAAGAGCUCUUUUGAAGAAGCUAAAAGGAGGAGUACUUGUCCAUGAUGCAAGUUAUUGCAGUGUUGUGCAGUUGGAGGGUCCAGAGGAUUUGUUGCGGUCAAUCCUGAAAACUGUGCUUGUGCCUUCUCCAUAUUCGCAUUGUGAAGAUGCUCGUAAUGACAUAAUCUCUGGUUCUAUCUAUGGUAGUGGUGAGGUGGGUGGUCCAUCUUGUGCUCCUGUAACCUAUAUGUGGCAACCACAGCAGUGUGGGACUGCUGAUACAAAGGUCGAUCGUGCCAAUCAACAGAAAAUUGAUGACUGUGCUUCUUUAAGACGGCUAUGGGUUUGGAUACAUGCUGCUGCUUUUAGUGAAGGAUAUAAUGCUUUGCAAAAUGCUUGUGAAAGGCAGGAAGAUGAUGUUGGCUCCAGAGUUAGUUGCAUUUCCCUUGAGAAUCAUCUUGGAAAGUUGGAAGUGAUUGGAUCAAAGGCAUCUGAGCUCCUUCGAAAGAUUUUACAUCCUGCAACCUGUUCUUCUGUAAGUUCUUCCCUAGUGAAGUAUGCAUCCUACAUUGGGAAUGAUGAUCAAAUCCAUUCUUCAGCAAUCUUCUCUCUCUCUAUCAGUGAUCCUCGGUUUUUGGAUAAAGAUAUUGCUAAUGCUUUGGAAGCAACGGCUCCAGCUUUACUAUCUUAUAAGAAAGAUGAGAGGGGGGGAAAUGGAACUCCAAAAAGGGAUAUGAAGUUGCUCUCAUGUUCGUCCUUAGAACAUGAAGGAGGUCAGGGCUUAUCCGAGUGUAUUGAUCUGUGGGAUUCUAAAACAGACAUUGAUCCUCCAAUUGAAGAAAGCAUCCUUUGCAUGGAGAAACACCAUCAGCGUAUGGAGUUGUUUGGUGUUGGUGAUAUGAACUCAGGCAGACAACAGCCUUCUACUGAGAGACGGUUUUCUAGAUUCUGCCCUAUACUGCUUCUGAAAAGUGAUAACCAAAAAACUUCUAUUAUAAGAUGGUCUAUUAUUCUUCCACUAUGUUGGAUUAAGGUCUUCUGGAUCUCUCUUGUGACUAAUGGUGCUCAAGCGAUUGGUUUGAGAGAGAAGCAAUGGAUUGCUAGUGAACUUGGGUUGCCAUGCUUUGCAAGGGAAUUCCCUGAUUGCAAUGCAUACUCUUGUUUUAUGGCCUUGGAAGAUGCUGCUUAUGAUGAAAAGUCUGAACUCCGUUCUCCUCACACAAGGACUUGGAAAGUUCCUAUUUCAUCUCCAUGGGACAGUGUCCGCGUUGCUCUAGAAGGACUCAGUGGGGAAGGUCAUGGUCGGAUACAACACGAACAACAUUUUCCAAACGAUAUGAUAAAAAACUUAAAAAUGAAUAAUCCAUACCUGAGAAGAUGCAAAACAGAAACAGAGAGCAGCUGCAAUGCUCCAUUUGAUGGAUUUGUGGCAAGGACAUCUUAUGUUCUGACUCAGUUUUUGAAUGAGAUCAAUGGUAGUCAUCUACUAUUAUUUCCCAAAGUGCUUCACAAGAAGAAGUGCAUAUCCAAAUUUAUGAAGGACGAAAAAAUACUCAGUGAGGAUACAGAUGGGGUCAUUUACCAGAUGAAUCGGGACCAAAAACUGUGUUUGGUCAGAGUUCUUUUGCAUGCCUACAGAGAAGGUUCGUUCGAAGAAGGAGCAGUUAUUUGUGCGCCUCAAAUUGAUGAUAUAAUGUUGUGGACAACCAGAUCAGAGAUUUCCAAAGGAGAACUUCAAGUACCUGAGUCCUUUGCAAGAUCGUGCUUCUCGCAGGAAGCAACUGGUAAAUGGGAAUUUCAAGUACCUGAAGAUCCUGCUGCCAAAGAAUCUUGUAGAUUACCGAUCGGCUUUAUUACAACAGAGUUUGUUCGAGGAAGCAAAAAGCCUGUUGCAGUGGCUCUUUGCGAGGCUGUCUGUCUUGCUCGCCUGAGAGAGGAACAGUGGAUGGCUGUAGGUGUAAGGAAAAGAAGGAAGGAGAUUUAUGUCCUGGUUAGAAAUUUAUGGUCCACGUCGUAUAGACUUGCUCUUGCUUCUAUCGUCCUGGAACAAUGGGAAGAUGAUGUUGAGUGCAUGUGAUUAGACGGGGUUUAUUAAGAUUGUUUACGGUAUUUAUGCAGAACUCUUCCAACAGAAUAAAGAUGAGAGAGAGAGAGAGAAGAAAGAAAGAACAAGAAAGAAGUUGCAAUUUCAUGUCUGAUAUGUAUUUUCCUUAAGAUUGUAUUUAUCCAACAGCAUAGUCUAGUUCAAAUUCUUGAGGAAACUUGGCCGCAUUGGUUUGCUAUUUCCUUCCCAUGCUGUCCAAGAUUUGAUUUCAUUAGUUCACUUCUUUUGUCUUGUUAAUGAAACCUGGUUCACAUAGAACCAUUUCUUUUU